GCCCGACCGGACCUAACUUUUUCGCGGACCGACAGCGCUUCGGCCCGACUCGCGCGCGCGCAAUGUCUGGUUCGUCCAGCGUCGCCACGAUGAAGAAAGUGGUUCAGCAGCUGCGGCUGGAGGCCGGGCUCAACCGCGUGAAGGUUUCCCAGGCUGCUGCAGAUUUGAAACAGUUCUGUCUGCAGAAUGCUCAACAUGACCCUUUGUUGACUGGAGUGUCUUCAAGUACUAAUCCCUUCAGACCCCAGAAAGUUUGUUCUUUUUUGUAGAUAAAAUGAAUCUUUGGAAGGUUUUCUAAACCACUGUUCACGAACCAGUGAAUAUUCAACGGAAUUAAAUCCAAACACCAAUAUGAAAACUUAACCAUGUAUGUCAGCGUAAUGUCAAGUCAUAGCUUAAUCUACCUCUCUGAAUUUUCAUUAAUUUCUGUUUCACAAGUAUAAUUAUUUUAUA
Molecule: messenger RNA, 453 nt
Organism: Suncus etruscus (white-toothed pygmy shrew)
Lineage: Eukaryota; Metazoa; Chordata; Mammalia; Eulipotyphla; Soricidae
Gene: GNG5
Product: G protein subunit gamma 5
Exons: 3
Coding region: 63-269 (68 amino acids)
Biological process (GO): G protein-coupled receptor signaling pathway
Cellular component (GO): heterotrimeric G-protein complex
Molecular function (GO): G-protein beta-subunit binding
Source: RefSeq, a predicted model, not a curated record